This is a messenger RNA of Phoenix dactylifera (date palm), 1020 nucleotides long. RefSeq lists its product as uncharacterized. Lineage: Eukaryota; Viridiplantae; Streptophyta; Magnoliopsida; Arecales; Arecaceae. The record is from RefSeq and is a predicted model, not a curated record. Gene Ontology annotation, cellular component: small-subunit processome.
CUUUUGGAUCUUGCCCUGGUUUUAGCAGCGGCUCUCGUCGGCGGGCCUUUUUCGGUGGAGCGUCGUCCUCUUCUUGAGCUCGCAAACCUAACGAGGACGACUUCUAGGGUUUCGCAGCGAUGGGGAAGGCGAAGAAAGGCCCCAAAUUCGCCGUCGUGAAGAGGCUCGUGAGCUCAAAAACUCUUAGAAAAUACAAGGAAGAGAUCCUAAACCCUAAGAAGAACAAUCUGGAGAAGGAGAAACUCCCACGGAACGUACCUGCCGUUUCUUCGGCUCUGUUCUUUAAGUACAACACGGCACUUGGCCCGCCUUAUAGGGUCAUCGUGGAUACCAACUUUAUCAACUUCUCUAUCCAGAACAAGUUGGAUUUGGAGAAGGGAAUGAUGGACUGCCUCUAUGCAAAAUGCACUCCGUGCAUCACGGAUUGUGUUAUGGCUGAGCUUGAAAAACUGGGACAGAAGUAUCGUGUAGCUCUAAGGAUCGCCAAGGACCCUAGGUUUGAGAGACUACCAUGCACACAUAAAGGAACUUAUGCUGAUGAUUGCAUUGUUGAAAGGGUCACUCAGCACAAGUGUUACAUUGUUGCUACAUGUGAUAGAGACUUGAAACGAAGGAUACGCAAGAUUCCUGGAGUUCCUGUCAUGUACAUUACACAGCAUAAGUAUUCAAUCGAGCGGCUGCCAGAAGCAACUAUUGGAGGAGCUCCAAGAAUUUGAUGACUAGAGUAUUUUUCAGCAAAUGGAACCACUUCUAUUUUGCAUCAGAUGUCAGCUGCUGGUUAGUUGCUUCUGUAUUUUUCAAAAACUUCUCUGGAGGAAAGAAAACAACAGUACAAUGCAUUAGUUAUUAUCUGUAUACUGUUGUCUUACUGAUGUGGGUCACUACUAACACCCCUGAAAUCUUGUAAGCAAUAACAUUGAUGGGAUAUCAGCUGCUGGUUAUAUAGUUGCUCAUGUAUUUUUCAAAAAAAAUUUCUUGAGGAAAGAAAAUAACAGUAGAAUGCACAAGUUAUUUUCUGCA